Molecule: messenger RNA, 2703 nt
Organism: Manduca sexta (tobacco hornworm)
Lineage: Eukaryota; Metazoa; Arthropoda; Insecta; Lepidoptera; Sphingidae
Exons: 3
Coding region: 235-1476 (413 amino acids)
Source: RefSeq, a predicted model, not a curated record
AUUGACGAGAGUCAUGGACGACGCGCAGUUCCUGUUUGCUGUGAUAGAGGACGGAGGCCGGCAGAGAGUCUAGCGUGGCCUGACGUCACUGUGCGCUAAUAUUUACAAAGUAUUAAUAAAACAAUACUGUCCAAGUGUUAUUUUUGAUACCGUAAUUACGAACUCUGUUGUGUUAGUGUUUGAGGUGUUUACAGGAAAUCUACAAAGAAAAAUAAGGCUCUUUGCGACGACAACAUGGGACUCCAAUUCGAAGGUGCAAUUGACAAUAUUAGUGAACCUCAGUUGGCUUUCAUACGUGAUGUCUUAGAAAAAAGAGGUUACAAAGACACAAAAGUGACAUUUGAAGCAGUUGGACAAGCAGGGGAUAACUACGUCGCCAAUGUUAAAAGAAUUGUGGUUCGAAACGAAAAUGGGGUAUUUAAAAUGAUAGCGAAAAUUGCGCCACAACAAGAGUUUUUAAGAAAUGCCGUGGAAACGGAUCAGGUUUUUAAAAAUGAACUCAUUAUGUAUAAAUUGGUUCUACCUAAAUUUCAACAACUGGAAGAACAAGCAGACCUGUUGAAGGAAGACAGGUUGAGGUUUGCGGAAUGCUACGGUGCUUCAAUGGCAGCGCCUCACGAAGUAAUCCUUCUGGAAGAUAUGAAUGAACCAGGCUUCAUCAUGUUGGAUAGAUUUAAGCCCUUAUCCGAUGAAUGCAUCAGAUCAGUGCUGAGGAAUUUGGCUCUUUUACACUCCCUUUCCUACGCCCUAAAAUAUAAAGAAUUGGACGUUUUCAAUGAAUACAAAAAUAGCUUGUUUGAUAUGUGGGGUAAUCUACUGGACAAACCACUUACAAAAACGCACUUUGGCAAUAUGCAAAACACGUUCAUGAAAAUUGUAGAUGGAGACCAUAGGAAGAGGAUUAUAAAAGACAGCAUUAUCCAAGGGAUCACGCUAUGCACAAAGUUUGCGAAACAAGACGAAGGCUCCAAAUAUUCCGUCAUCCAGCAGGGCGACUCGUGGAUAAACAACAUAUUGUUCAGAUUUGAUGGAGACUCGCUGCAAGAAUCCGUGUUGAUAGACUACCAGAUGUCAAAAGUAUCAAACCCUUGUUGUGAUAUAUUGUACAUGCUCUUAACCUGCACAGACCAUAAGUCUCGAUUGAAUCAUUUCCAUGAUUGGAUUGAAUUUUAUCAUUCUGAAUUGGACAAGGCACUUGCCAAUCACGGUCUUAAGGCCAAUUACGUGUACCCUAGAGACCAACUUGAUGCUGACUUAAAGAGAUAUGCUAAAGUCAUGUUCGGUUUAGCAGUUAUUGUAGCUCACAGCCUAGCUAAGAAAAAUGAGGAUGCCGCGAAAAUGAAGGAAAUUAUGAAGGAAGAGGUUGACGCUGAUACCCUAAACGAAUUGUUACAAAUCGAUGACGAAACCACGCAAAUUCUUAAAAGGAGAUUAGAAGGGCUUGUAGAUAGUUUAUUGAAAUUUGGAUUAUUGUAGAGUAUAUGUAAAAACUAAUUUAAUUAAGGAGGGUCGUGUUUGUUAAUUUAUUACUUGAACGUGUUUUGUAUUAGCCUGUGUAAGUAGUGUGUUUAGGCCGUUUAGUCGGGAAAUAUUGGAUCAGAAAGAAGCCCAAUUUAGUAUAUUUUGUGCUUGUGGCAUAACCACCAUUUCAUAUGGGUGUGGUUAAUUUACUUCCAUUUGUUUCUUUUUAUAUUGCAUUACAAUACGACUAAGUGCUAUGUGUAUUUUAUUUUGACAUUCAUUAAUGAUAUGAAAACGAUAGCUUUUAAUAACUCAUACAUUAAAAUAUUUAAUUAUUAAUACAAUUCCUCUAUUUAUAAAUUUUCAUUAUCAGCUCCUAGAAUUAGAAUUUAGACUCUACAAUAUAGUCGAUUGCAAUACAAUGUAACAAGACUUCAAAAAAAUAAUAAUUCUCUUAGCACUGUCAAAGCUUUUUGAAAGGCUCGUGCAUAUUAAACUGUAUCCUUAUAUUCAUAACAUUAUUAUACCCCAACAUGAUUUUUUAAAAGGUAGAUCAACUAUUAUAAACCUACUUAUUUUUUCUACUUAUUUGAAAACAUGGACAAACAUUUGCAAACCGGGACCAUCUAUAUAGACUUUCACGAAGCCUUUGACAGGGUUAACUACAAACUUUUGUUCAAUAAAAUUGCUUUUAAUGGCAUAAGGGGCAACUUGUUUCGCUGGUUUGUGUCAUAUGUUACCAAUAGGUGUCAAAAAGUAGUAGUCUAUAGGCGUAGUUCUCAAUAUGUACAGGUUACUACUCCAUGUACUCGGUCCACUUCUUUUCACAAUAUUUACAUUAGAUAUAACGACGCUUAUAGUUGCUUCCACAAUUCUUUUCUUAGCAAUAAUGCCGCCCAUUGUAUACCAUAGAUUUAAGAAAAUGUAUUAAUGUUGUUUGUGUGUUUCUUUUUAACAAUAGUUACAAUAAAGAGUAUUUCCACGCUUGAGAGGAAAUCAUAUCUAAGCGACAAAUAUACCGAAAAUAAUAAAAAAAAAACUUUAUUUUUCUGCGUCAAUUGUCAAUUGUUGGUUUUGUAGGUCUAGCACAAUUUUAAUAUCAUUAGACUAUAUCUUAUAAAAUAAAAAGUUGAAUUGUUAUGAAUUUUCAUAUUAAAAUCAACACUUUAAAGCACUUUACUCCAAAAUUUACUGUUUUUCGUUUAGAUAUGAUUGCCUUUCAAGUGUUAAUUUGUAUUUGUA